ACCUCUGCCCUCCUCCGCGUCCGUCCGUCUCUCCACCGCUUCGUCUCACCCUGCCUCUCUACGGUGCCACCGUACCCAGGUUAACCUCUACUCGCCGCCCUCUACGCGCAUUGCCUCCCUCUGCCAUUGAUCCCGAGACCGGAAGAGGCGCGCGGCCUGGAGCUAGCGAAGCCUCGGUGGCCGGGGAUCGGAGGAGGCGGCCACAAAAUCAACAUGGUUCUGGAGCUGGAUAGAGUCCUGAUGCUGCGCGCCGCCGUGCUCGCCGUCGUCGCCGGCUUCGCCGCCGCCCGAUUCAUCUCAAAUGACGCGCUCCAGCCGCACUCGCACGGCGCCGCCGGCCGGAGCUUGCUGCAGACCAAGAAGGACUGCCCGGUGACCUUCGAGGGGGCCAACUACACCCUCAUCACGAGCAAGUGCAAGGGCCCCCUGUACCAGCCGGCGCUGUGCUGCGCGGCGCUCACGGACUUCGCUUGCCCCUACAGCAUCUACAUCAACGACGUCGCCACUAACUGCGCCGCCACCAUGUUCAGCCUCAUCCACCUCUACGGCAAGUACCCCGCGGGGCUCUUCGCCAAUACAUGCAAGGGGGACAACCUGGGGCUCAAAUGCCCUGACGACCUCCCCCAGGUCCAGCCGGGUGAGGAGGGCAAGAACUCCGCCCCCGUUGCUACUGCUGCGCAGGCGGCACUAGUCGCGGCCAGCGCAGCUCUGGCGUCCCUGCUCAUUCUAAUGUCUUGAGCGGAGCCGGACGGCUAGCUGUACCUGUACGUCGCCAUCGUCACAAGUCAUUCGUGUGUGCGUGUGCGUCUGCGGGUGCGCUGGUUUGUGUUGCAUGCAUGAGUUUGUGGUCAUAUGUAAUUCUGGAUCCGGCCUGCACAGGGUGAUAAUUCACCGAUUGACAUGUUAACCUCUUCUUUUAACGGCUGUACAUUGUUACCACAAGGGCUAGGAAUUUUGAAGUCGGGUGCUUCCGACAAAGUAAAAUUUGGCAUG
Hordeum vulgare subsp. vulgare (domesticated barley) is the source of this 993-nucleotide messenger RNA. Its product is annotated as GPI-anchored protein LLG1-like. The transcript has 3 exons. NCBI's taxonomy places the organism in Eukaryota, Viridiplantae, Streptophyta, Magnoliopsida, Poales, Poaceae. The record is from RefSeq and is a predicted model, not a curated record. Bases 214 to 738 code for a protein of 174 amino acids.